Microbotryum saponariae is the source of this 1753-nucleotide messenger RNA. NCBI's taxonomy places the organism in Eukaryota, Fungi, Basidiomycota, Microbotryomycetes, Microbotryales, Microbotryaceae. The record is from the annotation of a GenBank genome assembly.
AUGGACAAGUCAAAUAGGAAUGCCCCUCCCACGACGGCGACCCUAUUACCUGCCGAGUUCGCGCAAUACCUUUUCAGUCAGUUCACGAGUCGGGUCGACUGACGACGACGACGUGCUCGAUCGCGGAGGGAUCGCCGUUCGUUAUCGCCGCGGGUUGACUGACCCUAAAGAGUUACUGUCCCGGGUACCCCAUCAAAUUACUCGUAAUACCUCGCUCGUUUCAUGUCCAUAAGCACAUCGCAACCUGUUCGCCGCAGCCACAGCCUCCUUCGUCUCGACGAUCGCCGGCUUUCCGCUCGACAGCAUCAAGGCGCGCAUCCAGGUGAAGCGGUAUUCGGGCGUACUCGACUGUGCUCGCCGUACAUUCGCAGAGGAAGGCGUAGCCGGCUUCUUUCGAGGGGUAGGUCUGUGGGAGUCGGUUACGGUCGCCCGUCGACGCCCUUUUGCUCGGGUGCAGAAGAGCGCAGUUGACAAUUCGAGACCACUUUUCAACGUCCCCCCCUUUUGCUCGCCCACAACCCCCAUUCCCCGUAUUUACAGGUUUACAUACCACUAUUGACCAUCACCGUCGUACGCACUGCGUCCUUUUCCAUCUAUUCCGGCGUCAAGGAUCGGCUAGUUAAGAAGAGAUGGGUCAAAGAGGGGUCCGUCAAAGGGAUAGCUGCUUCGGCUUUUGCGGGUUCGUCAUCGAUGUUUUGGUUUGCCGUCUGGCGUUGGAGGAACAGAGGCUGAUGGUAGCUCUUCUCUUCUCCGUUCAGGCGGUGCGGCCUCGGGGAUAUUACUCAGUUGCGGCACGACGGCGUUCGAGUUCACAAAGGUGAGUUCGGUCCGAAUCUCACACCGUCGGGAACGAUCGGGCAUGCGGACUAAUUGUAUGUCUAUUUGGUGCAUCAGAUUAAAUUGCGUAAGUUUUCUGCGGCGCGAGAAGUAGAUGGGUCACGUUGAUGUCCGACUGCAGCUCUGACCUUUGCGGAAAACCUUGUUCGUCGGGGCAGAAUUGGAGUAUCUGAUAGCGUUGAGUCGAGAUUUUUUGAUAGUAGAGAUUGGCGAUUGGCUGACCUCGGAAUCGACUGUGAUCAUUGCACAGAAUGAAGAAAGGGAUACCUUACGAACCUAGAGGGACCAUUCGAGGAUUCCUGGACGUGAGCCUUCUCAAACGCCCGGCCUGAACGAGCGAAACAUCACCUGACCCUGGUCCUCCUCCAACGAUCACAGCUCUACCGAGCCGGGGGCCUUCGAUCCCUCUACACCGGAUUUCCCCUCCACGCCGCACGAGACACCGUCGGCACAGGGUUCUACUUCUGUUUCUACGACACCGCACGACACCUCUUCGUCGACAACCCAUCGAUACCCGUACCGCACGUCAUCUCGACUUUUGCCUGUGGUUCGACAGCGGGUAUCCUCAGUUGGGCCGUCAUUUACCCCGUCGACUUGAUCAAGUCCAAAACGCAACGAAAUGCGUUAGCGGGGAGUCCGUAUGAGAGUCCGAUGAGUAUCUUCAGAAGGUUGAGUGCGGGAGGGGUGACGAAACUUUAUCGAGGGUUGGGCGUCAGCGCUUUUAGGAGCGUCUUCACCCAUGGCUUGAUGUGUGAGUUUGUACAAGGCUAAUUCAUCGAAUGAUCGCGAAUAUGGGGGAAACUGAUUGCUCUGAUGGAUGUGCAUCAUGACACUCACAGGGACGGUCUUGGAAAAGGUCCGAGGGGAGAUCACGGUUCGGACGGGGCAUUCGAUCGCGGAGGACGUAGAGAAUUGA